Molecule: messenger RNA, 1079 nt
Organism: Copidosoma floridanum
Lineage: Eukaryota; Metazoa; Arthropoda; Insecta; Hymenoptera; Encyrtidae
Biological process (GO): regulation of transcription by RNA polymerase II
Cellular component (GO): transcription regulator complex; nucleus
Source: RefSeq, a predicted model, not a curated record
UUCUGCUAUUUUGAAAUUUUCUCUUUAUUGACUAUACUUUAUCUAACCUCAAAUAAUUUAACCACUUGAUUGUAUAUUUUUUAAAUAUAGAGUUGGAGUUUAAAGUCAAUAGUAAUACAAAAAAUUACCCGACAACAUGUGAUUUGAGUGAAAUGCGUGAAUGAUGUGGUUAUUUUAAAAUAAUCUUUAAUUUAUCUUGAUUCAAUAAAAGCUCAUAAAAUGAUAUUUUCGUGAUUGUGGGCAUGCCAAUGGAACAAGAAAAAAUAGGUGCAGUACAACAGUUGGACAAAAAAUUGAUAAGUCUGGUGAAAGAGAGACCAGCGCUUUAUGAUCCCAGAUACAUCGAACAAGAUAAAAUAAGGGAGACCAAACAGGCUUUGUGGCAUGAAAUUUGCACACUCUUAGAAGGGCAAUUGGAUGCAAAUACUGCCAAAGCUCGAUGGAAAUACUUGAGAGAGAGUUAUAUGAAAGCUAAACAUAAAACAAAAAUCAAAGAAGAAGUUGCCAAGCGAUUUGGUACUCCGCUAUUACAACCAAAACUUAGAAAACACUCUUUCAGAUACCACGAACUCAUGGAAUUUCUAGAGGAUUCCAUACGUUACCAAUCGGAGAAACUUGCACCAAUCAAAGAACUGAGGAAAGUUCCAAAAGUUCCAAAUAUAAUUAAAAGAGUGGUUCCAAUAGCUCCAAAGCCUUCUGUACUACAAGUAAACAGUGCAGAUUUACAAGCUAGCAUGGUCGCUAAUAACAUUGAUAAUGUAGCGCCUUUUACACUUGUACAUAUACCAUCUACAUCAUCUCCACAGAAUUCUAAUAGAAACGAUUCUUCGACAAACAGUAAUGGUGAUGCCGCAGUUACUGAUUAUGACAAGAUUUUCUUGGAAUGUCUGCAAAAACCCAUAGAGCAACCUUCACCAGUCGAUGGUUUUUUAAUUAGAUUGGGAGAAGGGUUGAAAAAAUUACCUUACCGAGAAAGAUCCAAGCUCGAAAUAGAGUUUUUACAACGGUUGUAUGAAGUUGAAGAGCAGUUGGACAAUUGUGAUGAAAUGUCGGAGGAAAAGAUUGAUCUUCAGUUAUGA